This is a messenger RNA of Hyalella azteca, 3701 nucleotides long. Its product is annotated as early endosome antigen 1. Gene Ontology annotation, biological process: endocytosis. The record is from RefSeq and is a predicted model, not a curated record. The coding region runs from base 56 to 3103 and encodes 1015 amino acids. Gene Ontology annotation, cellular component: early endosome. NCBI's taxonomy places the organism in Eukaryota, Metazoa, Arthropoda, Malacostraca, Amphipoda, Hyalellidae. Gene Ontology annotation, molecular function: metal ion binding; 1-phosphatidylinositol binding. The transcript is spliced from 17 exons.
CACAGACUGCAGUGUAUUUACUGUAUUAGGUAGCAGGAAGUGUUAGUCAAGCAUCAUGAACUCUUUCAAGACCUUCAUGAAUAAGGUCAGUGACAAGGUGCGGGAUGUCACUCUUGAUGGAGUUGUGGACGGCCAAGUGUCCAGCAGAUCAUCUCAGUCUCAGUCUGAAGAUUUUGGCUCCAUGGAAGGAUUUGUUUGUCCGGCUUGCUUUACAAAUUUUUCUUCUGCUGAAGUUUUGCAGAGUCACUAUGAGAGGGAGCACCUGGAUCCUGCUUCAAAUUAUGUGUGCCCAGUGUGCAAGCUUCGUCUCAGCUCUCAGCAACAACUUGAAGACCACUACUCACAAGACCACAGCAGACCAGAGGAUGAAGAAAUAACGGUCGAGGUGUUGAAACAAGAACUCAAAGAAGCCAACACGCAGCUUAGAGAGGAACGCUGGCACUCUGAAGACCUCCAGAAAGAACUCGAGUCUUUACAGCAAGCCUUGAGAGUCAAGACUGAAGGAGGCCAAGACCAGGAGGAAGAAAUGGUUCCUCAGUCACAGCACGCUGCCGUCCUGUCAUCUCGAGCACAACUCAGCAGUGAGGUCGUCAGUCUACGCAGUCAGCUCUCAGUAGCGCUUGAGGAGCUGCAUUCAGUCAGGCGACGACUCACUGAAGCUGUCAACAAAGUUGAGUUGACUGAAAGUGACAGACAAGCUGUUGAAGGCCGCGCAUCUGAGUACGCUGUCGAGCGCGCUGAAUUGCGGUCACAGCUUGAUGUCCUGAAAGAAGAAAAGGUUUCCCUGGAGCUGCUGCUGAAGGAACGACAGCAGGAGCGGGAGUCUGACUCUUCCGCUGAAACUGAGAAGCUCACAGCUGAAGUCGCCAGGCUUCAGAAGCUGCUCUCUGAGAACAUGAAGCAGGUGGAGAGUCAGCAGCAGCGCGAGGCGAGUCUCAACAGCGACCUGAAGGCCAAGAGCGAAGCCGUGGCAGAACAGAAGCAGGAGAUGAAGGCUCUCAAGGAGGAAGUGGAUGCGCUCAAGAAGAAACUUCAGCAAAGCAGCUCUGAAUGCACCAAGAUGAGUUCAGAGCUGAAGACGAGGUCGGCUGAGCUGGUGACCGUGCAGGCUGCUCUCACGAACCUCACUCAGAGCUCUGAUGCUCAGAAAGACUCCGUUGAGGCUCUCCAAAGACAGUUGAGCGAGAGCGGCAUCAGCGCGGCGAGGCUGGCAGAGGAAGUAAGGGCGCUGCAGCGUCAGGUGCACGACAAGCAAGAGCAGCUCACUGCGGCUGAGAAGGAGCGAGACAUCGCGCAGCAAGACUGCAGACACAAGGAGAUGGAGCUGACGCAGCUAAAGGACCAGCUGGGCGACCAGCACCGAGAGGAGCACGAGGUCGUGGCGCGCAAGACGCAGCAGGUGCAGGAGCUGCAGCAGCAGCUGCUAGCUGAGGAACUCAGAGCCAGGGAACUCGCUGCUAAACUUACGGGCGCUGAAGGAGACUUGAGCCAGUGCUGCCUGAAACUUUCUGCUGCUGAGCGCACCACCGAGCAACAGCAGCUGAGAAUUGCCGAGCUGCUCGAGAAGUCAGAUGCCCUGUCGAGUCAAAUUCGAGAAUUAAUUGGCAAAGCUGAGCGUCUUGAUGGAGUUGAGAACGAGCUCAAGACACUCGAAGCCGAGAGGUCAGCCCUUGCGUCGUCGCAUGAAGAGUUGAAAAUAAAAUUCGAGGAACUGAGUACAAAAUCUUCUGAGAACGAACGGUUUCUCUUGUCUAAAACUGAGAGCCUCACUGCUCUUGAGGCCGACAAAAACAUUUUGAUGGCAAAACAGACGGCGAUGAGAGAGGAACUUGAACUUAAAGAAAAGGUGAUCGCGGAAGUUCGUGAAGACAUCGCAAAGGAAGCUGCCGAGAAAGCGACCAUGUCUUCCAAACUUGCUGAUUUUGAAGAAACAGUGAGAAAUUUCGAAGAGAAAACUGUAGAACUUGAGACUAAUCUUCAUAAAUCUGAAGAAUCUUUGAAACAAACUAAGACACAGUUACUAGAAGUACAGGACGAACUGAAUUUUAAAAACAACGAAAACUCUGAGCUGAGCUCCAAGCUCAACGAACUAGAAAUAUCAAAGCGGGAACUCGAAGAGACGUUGAGCAAGAGGCUGGCGCUCACUGAGUCUAACUGCACUGACCUCACCGCUGAGCUGGACCAGCGUAACUCUGAGCUCAGUGCGCUGCAAUGCAAGCACGAGCAGCUACAGAAGAAGCUCAAGGAGCUCGAGGAACUUGGCGCCCAGAAGAUCAAGGAGUUAGCCGGCUUGGAGGAAAUACUUCAGUUCAACCGCGCUGACGCUGACAAGCUGCGUGAGCGGCUACGCGCUGCAGAGAAGUCGCGGGACGACGUGCAGCAAGAGUUGCAUAACAUUCAGGAUCAAGUGCAGCUUCUGCGCAUCGAGUUAUCAGAGGAGCGCAGCAGUGCUGCCGUGCGGUCCGAGCAGCACGGCACCGAGAUGCAAGCUCUGCAGCAACGCCUCGAAGCUGCAGAAGCUGUAGCCGUGCAGAAGCAUGACUCCCUCACGCAGCAGCUACAGAAAGCUCAGCAUGAUUUGUCGGCGAGUGAAGACAGAGCGCAGGACGAGCAGCAGCGCGCUGAGGAAGCAGAGCUGCAGCUGGCAACCCUGCAGGCGCUCCUGGCUGAGACUCAGGGGGAGAAGCUCGAGCUCGAGGUUCGGCUGGAGUGCAUGGAGAAGGAGCAGCAAGCUCUGCUGGACCGCUGCCUCGCCGCUGAGGCAGAGGUUGAGACGCUCAGCGGCAACAUCACGCAACUGCGACGCAAGCUCGACGACUCCACCGCGGCACUCCACGAACUAGGCAGACAAAACCAGAGUCUGCAGUUGGAAACAAACAAGCUUUCGGGACGAAAAUGGACUGAAGAUGCCGAGGCAAAGAACUGCUUCAGUUGCGAGAAGAGCUUCGGCAUGACCGUACGGCGCCACCACUGCCGCAACUGUGGCCAGAUUUUCUGCAAUGAAUGCUCGACACGCCAAGCUCCUCUGGACGUGAACAAAAAACCGGUCCGUGUUUGUGACAACUGCCAUAACGAACUGACUGCAAGGCUUGGUCUCCAUUGAUCAAAAAUUGGGCAAUACGGUAUUGUUAUAUUGGGAACAAAUGUACCCAUGGGAACAAAUAUUUAGAAAGUUUCUAACCGAAGAUUAUGCAACUUUUGCAAGUGCAAGUAGAUCCAAAUCAUUGUUAACUAAAGAAAAAUAUUAAUGUGGCAAUCAAUUUAAGUUGCUUUAUAAACUAUUCCGAAAUUAUAUCGCUUACUUGACUUUUUUGUGUGUUAUAUUACCGGUAUUUAGAGGUGAAUUGAGCACCACGCAUAUUGUAUAUUAUAUAUUGUUGAUACACAUUAUAUUAUCAGUAGAGACUGUUCGGAAUCUGUACAUUCAUUGAAAUAUUUUGACGGCACCUUUGUUGCGUUUGAAACAAAAUUGUCGGUGCUAAUAUUGUUACACUUAUAAUAAUAUCCUGCGUUCAAGCCUAGUACACCAUCAAGGCAUUAUUUAUUAAAUAUAUCAUUUAAUGACGCCUGUGUAGUUCUGAAUUGUACGGUACAAGAGCUGCCUCAAGUGAAUAUUAUUCACUUACCAAGUACGUCCAUGAGAGCUUCUUUGAAUAUAAGCAUUAAAAUCACUUGGCUGCUUAAGUUGCAAAUUUACCAGG